AUGCCUAAAAAGAGAGCUUCCAACGGUAGAAACAAGAAGGGUAGAGGACACGUUAAGUUUGUCAGAUGUUUGAACUGUGCCAGAUGUGUUCCUAAGGACAAGGCCAUUAAGCGUGUCACCAUCAGAAACAUGGUUGAGGCUGCUGCCGUCAGAGAUUUGUCUGAGGCCUCUGUUUACGAGGAGUAUGCUCUUCCAAAGCUUUACAACAAGCUGCACUACUGUGUUUCCUGUGCUAUCCACACUAGAAUUGUCAGAGUCAGAUCCAGAAGUGACAGAAGAAUCAGAGCUCCUCCUCAAAGACAAAGAUUCAGCAAUGACAGAAGAGUCAACCCAGCUGAAGCUGCCAAGAAGGCUUUGUAG
Molecule: messenger RNA, 360 nt
Organism: Komagataella phaffii GS115
Lineage: Eukaryota; Fungi; Ascomycota; Pichiomycetes; Pichiales; Pichiaceae
Product: 40S ribosomal protein S26
Exons: 1
Coding region: 1-360 (119 amino acids)
Biological process (GO): translation
Cellular component (GO): ribosome; cytosolic small ribosomal subunit
Molecular function (GO): structural constituent of ribosome; mRNA binding
Source: RefSeq, a predicted model, not a curated record